UCAUUGUUGUUUGGAAACAACAAACGAACACCGGCGCAUCGAAUCAGUCUUGUCUUAUAUUAGUGGAAAUACAUUUUAAACCUCCGAACCAUGUUACCCCAGCAUAGUCUUCGAGUUCUACGCCACACAGUAUUGCUCAACAGAACGUGCCGCUGUUUUUCUUCGCCAUCAGAAACCAUCCGGACGCAGUACAGUAAUGUCGAUCAGCGUGAAGUGGACAAUCUUUCCAAACAAUCUACCGAAUGGUGGGAUCCCCAGGGACCGAUCCGUGGGUUACAUGCGAUGAACGCCCUGCGUGUUCCGUUGAUUCGCGAUGGAUUAAUCACGACCGGUGCCGUGGAGAAGCCGCUUGUCCAAAAACCUAAUGUUCUCGCCAAUUUAAACAUUCUUGAGGUGGGUUGUGGUGGAGGAAUCUUGACCGAAGCACUUGCCAAACUGCACUCAAAGGUGGUCGGUAUCGAUCCUAGCGAAAAGCUUAUCAACGUGGCAAAGCAACAUGCCAAAGACGACCCAUCACUUGACCCGGAACAGAUCCAGUAUCAUGUGGAAACCAUCGAGCAACAUGCAGCUAAAAAUGCUGAACGAUAUGACGCAGUGGUAGCUUCGGAGGUAUUGGAGCACGUGAACGACAAAGUGGCGUUUAUUGAGCAGUGUCUUGGUGCUCUGAAGCCGGGAGGAUCAAUGUUUAUAACCACCAUCAACAAAACGACUCCUUCGUGGUUGGGGGCGAUAGUUGGAGCGGAACAAGUUUUCAAACUAGUCCCGGAAGGAACACAUGACUGGGAUAAGUUUAUAUCGCCGCUUGAUGUGCAACGAAUUCUCUCGAGUUACAACUGCAACACUAUUCUGGUUCACGGAAUGUUUUAUCAGUUUUGGUCUAAUCGGUGGUGCUGGACGAAGAACACCGACAUAAAUUAUGCCCUGCAUGCAGUUAAAAUGAGAGAAGAGUAAGUGUUGUAAAAC
Anopheles maculipalpis is the source of this 963-nucleotide messenger RNA. RefSeq names its product ubiquinone biosynthesis O-methyltransferase, mitochondrial-like. Bases 91 to 951 code for a protein of 286 amino acids. The transcript has 2 exons. Gene Ontology annotation, molecular function: 2-methoxy-6-polyprenyl-1,4-benzoquinol methyltransferase activity. Gene Ontology annotation, biological process: ubiquinone biosynthetic process. NCBI's taxonomy places the organism in Eukaryota, Metazoa, Arthropoda, Insecta, Diptera, Culicidae. The record is from RefSeq and is a predicted model, not a curated record.